AUGGGGGCGGCGGGUGAGGAGGGGGCGCGGGAAGGGGCUGGGGAGGGGGCUGGGAGGGACCCAGGGCUGUGUGCGCUGCUGCUGCUGCUGUUGGGGGUCCCGGGGCGCCCCCAGCCCCCCCCCGAGGGCCCCCCCUCGCUCUGCGACCCCCGAGUGAUGGAGCGCUUCAUCCUGGAGGCGCGCGACGCCGAGCGGGGGGCGGCCGGGUGUGGCCCCCACUGCGACCUCCCCGAGGCCGUGGCCGUGCCCGACCCCGGCGUCAACUUCAACCUCUGGAGGAGCCUGGACGCGGCGUCCCGGGCCCGGGAGGUGGCGGCGGGGCAGGGCGCUGUGCUGCGGGCGCGGGAGCUGCUGCGGGACCCCCGGGUGCGCCCCAGCCUGGACCGCGCCUACGGGGCCGCGCGGAGCCUGGCGCGGCUGCUGCGGGGGCUGCCCGCGCCGGCCACGCCCCCGCCCGCGCCCCCCGCCCCCGUGCGGGUCCGGACCCUCCCCCGGCUCCUGGGGGUCCUGAGCCGCUUCCUGCGGGGAAAGGUGCGGCUGUACCUGGCGGACACCUGCCCGCGGUGACAGCUGC
Molecule: messenger RNA, 574 nt
Organism: Prinia subflava (tawny-flanked prinia)
Lineage: Eukaryota; Metazoa; Chordata; Aves; Passeriformes; Cisticolidae
Gene: EPO
Product: erythropoietin
Cellular component (GO): extracellular region
Molecular function (GO): erythropoietin receptor binding; hormone activity; cytokine activity
Source: RefSeq, a predicted model, not a curated record